AAGCCAGAGAGAAGCAAGUCUAAAUGGGGAUCUCAGUCACCAUCUACCAUGGGUGGAGGAUGGGGUGGGGUGCUCUGAGUUCUCUAAAGGGACAUCCACAUGGCCUGUCACCCAUCAUGGUAUGGCCCCUGUCAGGAGGACAGGUUGCUCAGGACCCGAGGAGUGUCUGGGGCUGCGGGAGGAGAGGAUGGGUGUGUUGGCGAGGGGAGGUGUUUCUGCACUGGGCAGAUUUCCUUCCAGUGCUGUGUGAGUGAGAAGUGUGUGUACACUGCUGCUGCUAGGAGCUGACAGGCAAGGUGGAAGCACUCCUCUUGACCCUUGGGGAUCUGGCUGGAGUCAGCGCUUCCUUUGGAGGGAUGGAUGGGGCAGCUAUCUGGACCCUUGGCCAGGGUUGGUGAACUGUCUGCCAUCCCACAGUUCAGCCCUCUAUAUCUGCCACCACAUGGAAGCUAGGAGCCAGGCUCUCAGAAGACAGCUGUGCCCACCUGGAAUCACUUGGCUGGCCCUGGCCUAUCUGCUCAGCUGCUUGCUUGCCUCCAGCAAGGCCAAGGUCUUCAGUCGCUGUGAGCUGGCCAAAGUGCUGAAUGACUUCGGUCUGGAUGGCUACCGCGGAUAUAACCUAGCUGACUGGGUCUGCCUUGCUUACUACACAAGCGGCUUCAAUACAGCUGCUGUGGACCACGAAGCUGAUGGAAGCACCAACAAUGGCAUCUUCCAGAUCAGCAGCCGGAAGUGGUGCAAGAAUCUCUCCCUGAAUGGCCCCAACAUUUGCCGGCUAUACUGCAGUGAUUUGUUGAACAAUGAUCUCAAGGAUUCUGUCAUCUGUGUCAUGAAGAUAGUUCAAGAGCCCCAGGGUAUGGGCUACUGGGAGGCCUGGAGGCAUCACUGCCAGGGCAGGGACCUCACCGACUGGGUGGAUGGCUGUGACUUCUAGGACCUUCUCUGGAUGGACCAAGUCGCACACAGCUGGCUGGGAAGUGUGGUUGUGUUC
Peromyscus californicus insignis is the source of this 991-nucleotide messenger RNA. It is a transcript of the gene Spaca3, whose product is annotated as sperm acrosome associated 3. Gene Ontology annotation, biological process: fusion of sperm to egg plasma membrane involved in single fertilization. Gene Ontology annotation, cellular component: sperm flagellum; acrosomal vesicle. The transcript has 5 exons. Gene Ontology annotation, molecular function: lysozyme activity. NCBI's taxonomy places the organism in Eukaryota, Metazoa, Chordata, Mammalia, Rodentia, Cricetidae. Bases 443 to 934 code for a protein of 163 amino acids. The record is from RefSeq and is a predicted model, not a curated record.